AUGCGUGUAAAUCUCUGUCGAUCAUUACGGGCCGCUGGUGUAAUGACCAGCAAGAUAGCGGAAGGUUAUCAACAAAAUUCAAAAUGGCAAAGAAACGGUGGAAAGCGAUUUGUUGAGAACGAAGUCGUACCAUAUCUUGGCAACGAUAUCUUGGAUUUAGGCUGUGGUACUGGCGAGCUGUCCGCAUACCUUGCCGAACUUGUAGGGCCGAAAGGUAGAGUUUUAGCAGUCGACCCUGACAAAGAGCGCAUUCGAGUGGCUCAAGAAUCGCACAAAGAAGUAGAAAACCUCACAUUUGCUCCUGGAAGCACCUUGAGCUUUCCAGGCCUGGGUUUGGAGACUUACAAUGUUAUCUUCUCAAAUUUUGUUCUUCACUGGAUAAAGAACAUUGAGGAUAAGAAAAAUGCCUUCCAAAACAUGUUUAGGAGCUUGAAGCCGACGGGGAAAAUUUUUAUGCGAUAUAGUGGUCGGUUGCCUACUCACUUUGACGGUGUCUUUCGCGAGCUCAACCCAGAAAAUAUGGAUCGUUUACUAAACCUGUUCGAACAUGAAACAAGACCAGUCAUUGAAAAAUUGUGUGAGGCCAAUGGAUUCCGCGUUCUGAAAAGUUUUGACGAGAAGCACGAUGAUCUCGCGUUUGAAAAUGGCGAAGCUCUGUGUUUAUUUUUCUGGGCGACUACAAACGGUGUAUUCGAUCCACAGCUGGUUACUGAAGAACGACUUGAAAAGUUUUGCGCUCGGUUUUCAAGUGGAGAAACUGGCGGGAUUAAGUUGCGUUCGGAAGAGACCGAUUUAUGCAGUGUUUUAGUGGCUGAGAAACCAGCAGAGUAUAAAUAG
Messenger RNA from Porites evermanni, 837 nucleotides. NCBI's taxonomy places the organism in Eukaryota, Metazoa, Cnidaria, Anthozoa, Scleractinia, Poritidae. The record is from the annotation of a GenBank genome assembly.